Ziziphus jujuba (common jujube) is the source of this 1349-nucleotide messenger RNA. Its product is annotated as heat stress transcription factor B-3. Gene Ontology annotation, molecular function: DNA-binding transcription factor activity; RNA polymerase II cis-regulatory region sequence-specific DNA binding. The record is from RefSeq and is a predicted model, not a curated record. The transcript is spliced from 2 exons. Gene Ontology annotation, cellular component: nucleus. NCBI's taxonomy places the organism in Eukaryota, Viridiplantae, Streptophyta, Magnoliopsida, Rosales, Rhamnaceae. Gene Ontology annotation, biological process: regulation of transcription by RNA polymerase II. The coding region runs from base 322 to 1026 and encodes 234 amino acids.
AUACGUUUCAACCAUUAUCUUUUUUGUUUUAGAGAAAGAAGAGAGAUCGGAAAGGCCCUUGCAUUUCUCAUGAACUGUGGAGUCGUGUUGGGUUUCUAUUGUUGGGGUUGGGAGUUCUUAACUGCCCUCCUUCUCUUCUCUUCUCCCCAAACCAUCCUUGAUCAUCAUCUUCUUCUUCUUCUUCUUUGAUUUGCUUCUUCCUUCAUCAACAUCGUUCUUUUUUAGUUUCUAUUAAUUUAGCGGUGUAUAUAUAUAUACAUAUAUAUAAUAUUAAAAUUCUUGCGCUCUAGAUCUCUGUGUCUCUUUAUAGUUCGGAUAUAUAUGGAAGGUGUUUGUGAAAAGGGGUUGUUGGAAUACAUGAGGAAGUCAACGCCACCACCUUUCCUGUUGAAGACAUACAUGUUGGUUGAAGAUCCUGUAACCGACGAUGUAAUCUCAUGGAACGCCGACGGCACGGCGUUCGUGGUCUGGCAGCCGGCGGAGUUCGCCCGAGAUCUCCUCCCAACACUCUUCAAGCAUAGCAACUUUUCCAGCUUUGUCAGGCAGCUCAAUACUUAUGGAUUCCGUAAAGUUGCAACGAGCCGGUGGGAGUUCUGCAACGAUAAGUUUCGAAAGGGUGAAAAAGAUCAGCUGUGUGAAAUACGAAGAAGAAAAGCAUGGGUGAACAAGCAGCAAUCUGUUGCCCUAACAGGGCAAGCUGAAGCUGCAGCAGUACAAGAUCAAUCUGAUGAAGAUCAAAGGUCUUCUUCAACUUCUUCGUCGUCCGGCUACAGCUCUCUCGUGGACGAAAACAAACGCCUCAAGCAGGAGAAUGGGGUGCUCAACACCGAGCUCUCAACCAUGAAAAGGAAGUGCAAGGAGCUUCUUGAUCUGGUGGCUAAGUGUGCGCAUAUGGAGAAAGAAGGUCAUGAAGGGCCAAAGCUUUUUGGAGUGACAUUGGAGGUUCAGGGAGAGAUGGAAAAGAAGAGAAAGAGGGUAGAAAUCAGUGAAAGCGCAAGCAUUUUACUAUCUCAAGCAUGCAAAUGAAAAAGAAAAAAAAAAAAAAAAAGUCACAUAUAAUAUUUAAGAAAUAAUUAAUAGAGAUGAGAGCAUAUGGUAUUUUUAAGCUUGUAUGGCUAGUAAUCAUAUAUGGUACUGCACGAUCGAGCUAUGAAGAUAGUUCGACCUCCAUAAUGUGUAAAUUAACGUGGACACUUAAAAAAGGUGGUGAAAAUAUAUAGGGCACUAGAUAACCCAUCGGAAUUUAAAUGGGGCAACAUUUGUUACAUGUUUCAGUUUAUUCAUAAUCAUUUAUCAGUAAUGUUGAUCUUCUAAGUGAGCAUGCAAAUAUGAUUUAUUCUUUUAAGGUU